AUGGCGACACAAACAAUCCGCUCCAUCCUGGCUGCAGAGCCAUGGUACUACAGUGGCGACAGGCAAUGCAUCAAGUUCCGCGUUGACGGCACAGGGGAGAUUUGGGAUGGACACGAAACGGCCUUUACAUUAGCCGCAAGCUUUGACUGGAAAGUCCUCAAUUCUCCAGUUCUGGAAGAGCAGCCGGCAAUCACUGGAGGCAGGACUGCGAAGACACUGGCCCACCUCAGCAUGGAGAUCACCCUCACAGAACGCCGCUGUCCCUGUCCCCGGGGCUGGAAUUUUGACGAAAAAACUCUCGAACGGAUUCGGAUGACCUCUUCAACGUUCAAGGACAGCGCAUUCCAACCCAAGACGUUUUCUGUCCGCCUUGAGGCUGGGAGAUUCGCCAAACCUUUUAUGGAGGACCAUGGCGGCGUAAAGGGAUUCGGAGACCAAGCUCACAGCUAUGCGUUGCGGCUGGUAUUCGAUAGUUUAAUGUGA
Penicillium alfredii is the source of this 483-nucleotide messenger RNA. RefSeq lists its product as uncharacterized. The transcript has 3 exons. NCBI's taxonomy places the organism in Eukaryota, Fungi, Ascomycota, Eurotiomycetes, Eurotiales, Aspergillaceae. The record is from RefSeq and is a predicted model, not a curated record. The coding region runs from base 1 to 483 and encodes 160 amino acids.